Messenger RNA from Gadus macrocephalus (Pacific cod), 1796 nucleotides. Its product is annotated as low choriolytic enzyme-like. NCBI's taxonomy places the organism in Eukaryota, Metazoa, Chordata, Actinopteri, Gadiformes, Gadidae. Gene Ontology annotation, molecular function: zinc ion binding; metalloendopeptidase activity. Gene Ontology annotation, biological process: proteolysis. The transcript has 8 exons. Bases 515 to 1327 code for a protein of 270 amino acids. The record is from RefSeq and is a predicted model, not a curated record.
UUCACGGCUAUGAAUGUACUAAGUCCAAACAGAAACUAUGUUUUUUAUAAUUAGAUGUCGCUAAUCACCGCUAACCCUAACCCUAUGUACUUUAAAAGGAGAGAAAUAAUAUAGGGUUUAAACAGUAUUAUAUUGUACUUUAUUAUCAUAUUUUAUUAACAGUACUACUCGGUAUUCAUCAUUGAAUACCGUAAUUCUAUAGCCUUACGGAAUUGUGUGACUAUAUUGUUAACGUUACACUAUUGUUUAAAUUAUGAUUCUUGGAUGUUGGAGCUAUGUUUGAACAGUGCUUACAGAAAAAGGGCGGGAAAAUGGGGCACUCCCAUAAGCUGUAAGACUAAGAAUCAGCCCACCACCACUCAAAUUACAAACAGGAACACCUCGACCACCAGUAUAUAAACCCCUUACCCUGCCCUGGGAGAAUACCAUCAUCGUAGGCCGCCAACAAGGAGAGCUCCUCUCGGCAUUAACCAACCAUCAUUUCCUAACCAGAACCCACGUCAGAGUAACUAAGAUGGCCGCCCGGACCAUCACCUUGGGUCUGCUUCUGUUUCUGCUGGCUGUCUCUCAGGCUCAGGAAAUAAAGGAGGGAGAGGAACAGCAAUCCAAUGUCACUGGCACAGUGGCGGUUGGGGACACCAUCCUCAUGAUGAAUAGCGGAUCUCCUGAAUUCCUUAUCGAUGGAGAUGUGUUGAUUUCCCGCAAACGGAGUGCCAUGAAAUGCUACAGCCAGUCGUUCAGCUGUCUGUGGCCCAUGUCCGAUAACGGGAAGGUGGAGAUCCCCUUCACAAUCAGUGACCAAUACACCGGUGACGAGGAGGCGGUCAUUUUGAAGGCCUUUGAGGGUUUCCACUCUGAGACCUGCAUCCGCUUCAUCCCUAGGAAAACCCAGCGGAUGUACCUCCAGUUUAAGUCCUUAUUCGGGUGCUUCUCGUCUGUGGGCCGGAUCGGGGAGCGCCAGGUGAUUUCUCUGCAGAGGAUCGGCUGCGUGAACAACGGCAUCAUCCAGCACGAGGUGAUGCAUGCCCUGGGCUUCUACCACGAGCACACUCGCAGCGACCGCGACCAGCACAUCCAGAUCAACUGGGAGAACAUCCACCCUGAUAAAUUACAUAACUUCAAGAAGAGGGACACCAACAACCUGGGCAUGCCCUACGACUACCAGUCGGUGACGCACUACGGAAGGAGAGCCUUCAGUACUGUGUGGAAGGACACCAUUACUCCCAUCCCGGAUGCCUCCGUCCGCAUCGGGAAGAGCAACGGCCUGUCCGGGAUUGACAUUCAAAAGAUCAACAAGCUGUACAAAUGCUGGUCCCCUCGCCUCUAAACCCCCUACCAACCAGAGAUUAUUUCUGAAAAGCUAUUAUAUGCAAAAUGAGAUGAUUCUAAAUUUGUUUUAAAGAAACCUCUGUCACGUAGACGCUAACAUUACCGCUACAGUGAUCUAGGUCGAUUUCUCAGACUCUGCAGCAAAAUCGUAUGAGUUUGAGCUCGCUUUUGGAGGGCAAAGAGGAGAGGCUAGCUUAAAAUCUUAAAUGUUGCAUAUCGUACCUUUCUUUCAGCUAUCAGAAAAAGUGCUAUACUGUGCACAUAUAAGUCCAUUACAUUUAAGUUUCAUAUAUCCACCAUGAAAACACUCACUAAAUAUACAUUACCCAUAUCGCCCUAUGCCAUUUUAAGCGUUUUUAUGCCAGUUGAAAGCUAGGGCUGUGAUACAAUGGAUGCCUUGUUGUAUUGUGUAUUGUGGUAUUGUUUCGUAUUGUUGUGUCGAAACGUGAAGAAUAAAGUCUCAUCAU